AUGUUCGCCGAACAAACCUUCGCCGCGAACUCUACCAGAAGGUCCCUCCAACAGAACCUCUUCUUCCUUCUGCAAAACCUCUGCAAAUCCCCAAACCAACUCUCCCAAAUCCACGCACAGAUCACCACCAACGGCUUUUCCCACAAAGCCUUCAUCCUCACCAAGCUUCUGUCUCUGUACGCGUCCUUCGACGAUUUCCCGCGCGCCCAACAACUCUUCGACCAUGUGUCCAGCCCGAGCACCCCUCUCUGGAACCAAAUCAUCCGUGGCCACUCGAUUUCCGGCGACCCUCGUAAGUCCGUCGAGUCAUUUGCCGGCAUGGCUCGUUCUCCGGUGCUGCCGGAUGAGUACACGUACAAUUACGUGAUUAGCUCCUGCACAAAAGGGGGGUUAUCGGCCGAAGGCCGCCAGGUUCACGGGAAGGUUCUGAAGAUUGGGUUUUGCUCCAACGUCCACGUUUCGACGAGCCUGGUUGAUUUUUACACCAAGAAUGGCGGGAUUGUGGAGGCGAGGAAGGUGUUUGAUGAAACGCCCGUGAGAAAUGUGGCCACGUGGAACUCAUUCCUCUCCGGGUGCUUCCGAUUUGGAGACAUUGAUUGUGCCCGGGAAGUGUUUGGUAAAAUGCCCGUGAGAAAUUUGGUGUCUUGGACUGUUAUGAUUUCAGGGUACGCGCGAAAUGGGAGGUGCAAGGAUGCAAUCGGUCUUUUCCACCAAAUGCGGCGGGAAAAUGUGGAGUUCGACCAGGUCACGCUCGUGGCAGUCCUCUCGGCAUGCGCUGAGGUAGGCGAUUUGAGCCUCGGGAAAUGGGUCCAUGCACACGUGUUCGAUUCAUUAAUCUCCCAAAAACGGGCUGUGCUCGUUUCGUUGAAUAACGCGCUCAUACACAUGUACGCAUCGUGUGGCGAAAUAGAUGCAGCAUUUGGAGUUUUCAGGAGGAUGGAUAAGAGGACAACUAUUUCUUGGACGAGCAUAAUCACGGGCUUCGCCAAGCACGGAUAUGCAAACGAGGCCCUCUCGGUUUUCCAAUGGAUGUCGAGCUUGGAUGAGAAAGGUAAUAUCAAUAUCAGGCCCGACGAGAUCACAUUCUUGGGUUUGCUCUGCGCUUGCAGCCACGCAGGAUAUGUGGACUUGGGCCGAUACUACUUUCGGGCCAUGACUGACGAGUACGGGCUCGAGCCUAAGAUCGAGCAUUUUGGGUGUAUGGUCGAUUUGUUGAGUCGGGCCGGGCUUUUGGACGAGGCCCACGAGAUGGUGAAGAGUAUGCCGAUGAGGCCCAAUGAUGUUGUCUGGGGUGCGCUUCUCGGAGGGUGCAGGAUACACAAGAGCGUUGACCUUGCUUUGGAAGUGGGAGAUUUGUUGACUAACGGGCUUGACCCGGACCGGGCUGGAGGGUACUUGGUGCUUCUGUCGAACGUGUGUGCAGCGUCCGAUAAGUGGGGUGAUGUGUCGGCUGUGAGGAGGAAGAUGGCCGAUUCUAAUGCGAAGAAGCCUCCCGGGAGGAGCUGGAUUCAGGUAGAAAGGGAAGUGUACGAGUUUUUUGCGGGGGAUUGGUCGAAUGAGAAUGCGGGUUCGAUUUACGAUGUUCUUGAUGAUGUCACGAGGGAAGCUAGGUUCCGAGGUGACGUUACGUAUUUUCAAUGA
Messenger RNA from Striga hermonthica, 1641 nucleotides. NCBI's taxonomy places the organism in Eukaryota, Viridiplantae, Streptophyta, Magnoliopsida, Lamiales, Orobanchaceae. The record is from the annotation of a GenBank genome assembly.